Molecule: messenger RNA, 243 nt
Organism: Mesoplodon densirostris (Blainville's beaked whale)
Lineage: Eukaryota; Metazoa; Chordata; Mammalia; Artiodactyla; Ziphiidae
Gene: FAM229B
Product: family with sequence similarity 229 member B
Exons: 1
Coding region: 1-243 (80 amino acids)
Source: RefSeq, a predicted model, not a curated record
AUGCCUCUUCAGUUUGGGACCCAACCAAGGAGGUUUCCAGCAGAAGGGGGAGAUUCUUCAGUUGGGCUGGAGCCUGGGCUGAGCUCCAGUGCUGCCUGUAAUGAGAAAGAGAUGUCACCAACCAGGCAACUCGGAAGAUGCCCUGGAAGUCAUGGCCUGACAAUAACUGAUGUUUCCAUCACUGUCUAUGCAACAAUGCGAGAGUCACCUGCACAAAGCAGCAAGGAAAUGCAUCCUAAAUAG